Molecule: messenger RNA, 5164 nt
Organism: Mugil cephalus (flathead mullet)
Lineage: Eukaryota; Metazoa; Chordata; Actinopteri; Mugiliformes; Mugilidae
Product: forkhead box protein N3-like
Exons: 6
Coding region: 163-1614 (483 amino acids)
Biological process (GO): regulation of DNA-templated transcription
Cellular component (GO): nucleus
Molecular function (GO): DNA-binding transcription factor activity; cis-regulatory region sequence-specific DNA binding
Source: RefSeq, a predicted model, not a curated record
AGAGAGAGAGAAGGACGGAUAGCACGGAAGGAAGGACGGACGGAAGGAAAGGAGGAGAGGUGGAGAGAGAGAGAGAGAGAAGUCUGACAGAGGAGAGGAAGAGUGUGAAGAAGGGGCUCGUCUGGAACGCAGAAGGAUCCUGAGGAGUGAGCCCUGGGCUGGAUGGGACCCACCAUGCCCCCCAGUAAGAAGGCCCAGAGCCCCAGCAGUGGAGCCAGUGCCUCGCAGGGCAUGAGCCCGCCGUACCGGCAGGGGGACGCCGCCACGGCGGCGUCCGAGGCCGAGGCGGCCGACCUCUCCCUUUCCCUGUCCGCCUCCUUCUCCAAGGCCGAGGACGAGGAGCUCACCAGCCUCUCCUGGCUCCACGAGAGCACCGACCUCCUCAACAGCUUCAGCCACUCCGGCCUGCGUAGCGUCUCCCCCCUGCAGGACCCCGACGGCCAGCACCCCCGCUCGCCCUCCUCCUCGUCCCCCUCCCCGGACGACCCCCUGCUCGGGGACGCACACUCGGCGUACGACUUGGCGGCGGGCGCCAACCGGAAACCUCCGUACUCCUUCAGCUGCCUGAUCUUCAUGGCCAUUGAGGACGCGCCCAACAAGCGGCUCCCGGUGAAGGAUAUCUACGGCUGGAUUCUGGAGCACUUCCCUUAUUUUGCAAGCGCCCCCACAGGCUGGAAGAACUCUGUGCGCCACAAUCUGUCUCUCAACAAGUGCUUCAAGAAGGUGGAUAAAGAUCGCAGCCAGAGCAUAGGCAAAGGCUCGCUGUGGUCCAUAGAUCCGGAGUAUAGGCACAACCUGAUCCAGGCACUGAAGAAGACGCCCUACCACCCCUACUCGCCCGGCCUGGCCACCCCCUCCACCUCCCCACCCACCCUACCACAGACCUUUCACCACAGCCCUCCGUUGUGGUCGGGGAGUCCCCUCUUCAGAAAGAACGGAGGAGUUCUCCUACAAGUUCCUCGUGGCGUGAUCCAAAAUGGCGCCCGUGUCAGGAGCCAGGCCCUCUUCCCCGUUAUCAGACCCCUACCUGUCAGCCCUGUGGGGAGCAGAACCUCGGCCAUAAGAUCAUCCCUGGGAGAUUAUCUGAGCCGAGGACAGGACAGCCCAUCCCGCUACUCUCCUCCUCUCUGCAGCGAGGACCUCCAGGACGAUCACACCUACAGCACCGCCAAGUCCCCCAGCAGGCUGUGUUCCUCCCAGGUCGCCGCCCCUUCCUCCCCGCUGGACGACGACGACAUCAUCGCCGUGGAGAUCCAAUCAGACGUCAAGCCCGAGCCCCGGGAGAUCCCGCUGGACGCUCACAUCACCACUGCCGCCGCUACCUUCAUUUCCCAGCAGCCCCUGCGCGGACAGAGACGGAGUUCGGGGGCGGGGGCUGGGACUCUGGCGGGGAGCAGUUUGCCCUGGACCAAAAACCGAGCGAGGGGCAUUAGCGACACGCUGCCGCUGAAGAAGCGGCGCGCGGUGGAGAAGCCGCCGGAGAGCGACGACGAGGAGAUGAAGGAGGCGGCGGGGUCGCUGCUCCACCUGGCGGGGGUCAGAGCCUGCCUCAACAACAUCACAAACCGCACCGCCAAGGGCCAGAAGGAGCAGAAAGAGGCCCUGAGAAACUAAGACACACAUAGGACAAACACACGGUCAUGCAAACACACACACACACACACGCACACAUUAACACACAGACACAUACACAACACACAAAUAGGUCAACAGGUAACGUUACUACAGCAUUAGUCUCAACGGACACUUGUCAUCUCCCUCUAUCUAUCUGCAGGGCAUUAGGUGAAUCCUACUUAUUUGUGGCAAUAUCAAAAAUCUAUGUUUUCCUACAUGUUCAGCAACACUAACAUCAAUGGGUAUUUCUCAUGUGUCUUUGUUGUUUUUGUUGUUUAAAAGGGGAUGAAAGCCAUAAAAAAAAAAAAAAAAAGAAGCAUGUUUUGUCACUAAUUUGGACAAGCUGAACGGGACGGAACCGAGUCACACUGAGGAGCGUACGGUACGGUACGGUACAGUACAGUACGGGAAGAGAAGAUGGCUGUUUGUCUUACCUGUUUGUUUCUAUGUGAAUCUGUAGCAAUCUAGCAGUGAUGUCAGCAACGGCGGCAGAGCCCACGGGACCCCGGGUCCACCUGAGGAGGCGCGCGUGGGGUCGGGGCCGAGGGUGGGGCGGGGCUUCCCUCUCAGCCGCUCGCUGGCAUCACUCUCCUACAUCCACGAGCACAAAUGUGAGACUGUGCCAAAGAUAAGCGACCAGGUUGCUUCAUGUAGCCGAUAACGACAGCUGACAAAAAAACAAAAAAAAACAAAAACGAAGGCAUAGUAGUAAAGAGCUAAAGAGAGUGACCUUAAGUGUCAAAAUAAAUGUAAAACCCAAUGUGAUAUAUAUUCAUGCACUUAAGAUUAUUUUACGCCACUUAUAAUAAAAGCAUCAUGGGUAAAGACAUGGUUUAUUUCAAGAGCACUCAUAGUAUUUAAGAAUAAAUAUAUUAAAAUGAAAAAAACGGUCAUGUUUAUCACCAUAGAGAUGGAUAGUGUGCCGGGUCUGAGGCAAUAUCUCCUUCAUUUUGUUGUUGUUGUUGCAUAAUGUAAACCCCGAACCCCCCCACCCCCCACCCCACCCCCGUACUUCUGUCCAUAGACGUAGACACCUGGUAUAGAUACCAUAGCUACCAGUAGCUACCACUUCCUAUUCAUUUGACAACGUCAAAGAACUAUAUACAUGAACUGUGGGUUUAGAUUUCUGUUUGUGUCUGUUUACCCUCACUCUACCCUCAUAAAGAUAUAAGCAAUUUGUCCCAUGCGGGCAACUCUGUAAAAAGGUUAGAAAAUAUUUUAUUUUUUUCCUUUCUUAAUUGAAGCAAUUUGACCUGCAGGACUUUCUCAGUUAUAUUGCAUGGGUGCUUGUAAAUAAGAUAAGAAGCAAAUCUUUUUUAUUCAAAGAUCAUGUAAGAUAAACGAUGUAUUUAGCAUGAAGCAUGACUUAUUUUCAUAUAAACCUUGAUCCUAGAGGAAAGAAAAAAAGUUUUGCCGCCAAUUCUUAUACCCGUGAUUAUAUUGGAGGUUUGUUUUGUUUUGUUUUGUUUCCUCCUUUUUUUUAAAAAAAAAAAAAUUUUUUUUUUUUUUUUUGUUUUCGUUUUGUUUCGUUUAGUUUUCUUCUGAGCGGGCUUUCAAAGACACGUCUUCAGGGAGGAACGUGGGAGAUCACUCUGCAAUUAGUGGCCCGAGGGUGCCACCUCCGGGCUCCGGGUUCAGGCUAUGUAGGCCAGCUGAAUCACCUCUUAGGGGUGGGCUUCCGUCUUCUUCUGCCUGUACAGUGAUUUAUUUUUUAAAUUUUGUUUUCGGUGUUCAAUGUUAACCCCGGUGUUAUUUCAGAACACGUCUGUGGAGUGUGUGAGUUUGUGUGCCCAGGGACACACACCCUUUAACAUUGUGCCUGCCUGCCUGCCUGCCCUCAGUACCUCUGUUGUCACGACAGAACGUUUACCUGUCUUUAUUUAUAACAGUAUUGGUUGGAUUUGAUUUUUUUUUUUUUUGUUUCUCUCUCCAGUGUGUAAAUGUACAUGUGUCCUUACUUUCCAUCGACAUCGUUCAGUGUAAGUGUAUGGAACCGGACUGGCACGGGAAAACUUUGUAGGUGUCCUGAAAGAACCUCAUAUCUCAAAAAAAAAAAGAAAAGUAAAAAAAGGCUACAUGGGAGGAACUAAAAAAAAGGAAAAAGAACCGGUAACUGACAAGUUUGUUUUUAAAUUUCCAUACAGUACUUUUAAAUUAAAGUAAUCACUAGCCUUUGUGGAUGCCAAGCUUGUCUGGAGGGCUCCUUCUGGAGAUUAGAGGCUGUUUUUUUUUCUUUUUUCUUUUACAUUUUGCCACUUUGCAAAGUGAACGUCCCUCUUAGGGUCAUGAAAACACUUUUGAAAUUCGCAAGGGCAGCCGUGAGCUUUGCCACCCCUUUGCAUCGGAGGCGAUAUAGAUGCUGCGCCGCCAUGGCCUGUUUGGUAUGCUUAAACAGGACUGCCUAAAAGUAUUAAUUCUCCCUCAUCUGCAGAGUUGCGGCGCAUAUAUAUAUAUAAAAAGCAGCACAGGCCGGUCGUAGCAGCAGAGUGGAGCCGGGUUUUUGUGGAAGCCGAAUGGACGCUGAGCCCCCGUCAGCGGGGCCGAGCUGGGGGGGAAACAAACGCAUGCCUCAUCCACCGGUCCAGUCUUUUCGCCACCUGUAGCAUGCAUCACCGGCUUUGCAUUUUGUACGGCGCCCAUGCCGACAUAUGAAAAAAUAGGCUGAAAGGAGACACUGUCAGUGUUCUUGUCGUGUGCCAUCCGUCUCUCGUCUGAUACCUGUCCGAGUGCCCCCCCCGUGGCCCGGGUCAAGCGCUCCGCUGUAUUUGAUGUAACCAUCCGCCGCCGUGGUGACUAAUAAACGUGUUCAGGAGGCUUGUUGGGGAGGAAAUGCGUUGCUUUAGCAACCACCCUCUCUCCCCCUCUGACUCACAUGGUGACAUGCAGGAGAGGUGAACUCCUGACCCGCGGGUCUCGGAAAAUAUAGAGCGACGCACAAGAUUCACCCGCGACAUUUUAAAGCAAAGAAAACAUACGCGUCACUGCCUGAAACGCCCCCGAAAAACAAGUGUUUCUUUCAAACCUGCCAAACACUACUAAAUGCUCUAAAAGAAAUAGUUGCCAAUCCUUUAUUUUUUUUUAUUUGUUGAUACGUUCUAAGACGCCUUUUUAUCCUUUGUUUCGCUUUUCUCUCAGACAAAAUAAUCUACAGUACUGCCAUCUUUUUUUUUUUUCCUUCGGUGACUGCCUGAGCUGAGUAUCGGAAAGCCAUAGGUUAGAGAUGUCAAAAUGCAAAACUGUUAUUGAUCUGUGAGAUGUGAUGCAGAGUACGCCCAGGUGUUGGUUUUUUCUUUUUUCUUUUUCUUUUUUUUUUGUUCCUUUUCAGUAAGUGUUCAGUUUUUCUCCUUAUUGUGCAAUCAUAUUGCCAAAGAAUGAUUUCAAGACCUAUUUCAUCACUACAUGUAAAUAUCAACGUUGUCCAAUACCGUGGCAAAAAAUAUAUAAAUGUCGUUUUAUUUUGUUUUCCAUUUUCUGAAAAACUACAAUGAUGUUUAUGUGAUGUAUUGUCUUCCAGUUGGUUGCAAUAAUAAAAAAAAUACAAGUUGCAGAA